This is a messenger RNA of Spirodela intermedia, 1740 nucleotides long. Lineage: Eukaryota; Viridiplantae; Streptophyta; Magnoliopsida; Alismatales; Araceae. The record is from the annotation of a GenBank genome assembly.
AUGGGCCAACGGGUGCACUUGGUGGCUGCCGCGCUCCUCCUAGCUAUCCUCAUCACGGCGAACUGGUUCUCUGGCGACCUGCGAGACCUGAUUGGCUACUGCCCGCGGAUAGGAUACCUUCUUCAGACGGUGAAUGGAGUUGGGCGGGGGCCUUCCGUCGCCGGCGACAACCAUGAUAACAGACCUCUAGCUGCAAAUCUAUCCGCUUGCCACGCGUCGUUAACCGACGCCGAUCGCCCGACUUACUGCUGCCCACCUAGGAGGGACGCAGAUCAGAUUGUGGUGGAGUUUCAACUACCAGAGAUUGCUCCAUCCCCUCUCCGUGUGCGCCGCCCGGCUCAUCUCCUCGACAGCGAUUACGUCGCCAAGUAUGAGAAGGCGGUGGCCAUCAUGAAAUCCCUCCCUUCAGAUCAUCCUCACAGCUUCCUCCGCCAGGCCAACAACCACUGCCUCUACUGCACCGGCUCCUACAAUCAAGUGAACUCGACGUCUCUUUUCAAGAUCCACAGGUCAUGGUUCUUUUUCCCUUGGCACCGGGCUUUCCUGUACUUUCAUGAACGUAUCCUCGGGAAGCUCAUCGGCGACGACACAUUUGCUCUACCGUAUUGGAGUUGGGAUAAUCCGGAGGGGAUGGUGAUGCCGGAGUUCUACACCAGGGGGGCUUUCAACAGCACGCAACGCGAGCCAGGCCAUCUGCCGCCCCAUGUUGCCGACCUUAACUACCAAAGGGAGGAGACCGGAAGGAAACCUGAGGAGCAGAUGGCCGUGAACUUGGCAUUCAUGUACCACCAGAUGGUGUCAGGUGCCAGGAAGGCGGAGCUCUUCAUGGGGUGCAAGCUUACUGCCGGCGCUGAGGGAGGUUGCGAUGGACCAGGGACGAUCGAAGAUGCGCCACACAAUACCGUACACGAGUGGGUCGGAAAUGGCCUCAACCCGGAAAGAGAGUAUAUGGGUGCCUUCUACACCGCCGCCCGUGACCCCGCCUUCUACGCCCACCACGCCAACAUCGAUCGUCUGUGGACGGUGUGGCGAAAGAUAAUGGAUUCGGCCGCGCCGGAUUUUACAGAGUCAUCCUGGCUCGACACCUCAUUCACUUUCUAUGAUGAGAACCUUCGCUUCGUCAGGAUCAAGGUGCGUGACUGCCUCGACCCUGCGAAGCUCGGGUAUGCAUAUGAAAAUAUCGACCUGCCGUGGCUCAACGCCCGUCCAAAGCCGGCGGUCCCACCAGAGGUCGCGCGCAAUAUUCUGAAGAAGAAAGACGAAUGGAGCACGUUGCUCGCGUCGGGGAAUCCCGAUGGGCAAACCACGUAUUUCAACAAUGAAGAACAAGCACUUGGCGCCACAGUCAGAGCCAGAGUGCAGAGGCCGAGGAGGCACGGAGCACAGGCAGAGAAAGGGGAGGAAGAAGAGAUAUUGGUGGUGUACGGCAUUCACGUGCUGGGCGACGUGUACGCCAAGUUUGAUGUGUUCGUCAAUCUCGUUGCUGAUGAGAAGAAGGCGGGACCGCUUGCAAGGGAGUUCGCUGGAACGUUCGUCAACACGCCGCGGGGAGCGAGGAGGGUGGGUGAGGACAGACUGUCCGCCGCGUGGAGGAAGUCAACUCUGAAGCUGGGAAUCUCGGAGCUACUGGAGGACCUCAAAGCCGAUCGGGACGAGAACGUGUGGGUAUCAUUGGUGCCGAGGGCCGGUAGUGGAGCGAACAUUAUGGUCGACGGGAUCCGGAUUGAAUUACUUAGAUGA